CGUGGAUAUCUCAAAUCCAAAGGAAUUAUCAACUCGGGCAAGACCUAUCACUCUUAACUCUAAAUUUUGAAGAGGCUCUGGAUAAUGUAAUGGCUAGGUAGGCAGGUCCUAAACUUUGUCUUUCAAGGACUAGUGCGUACGUGCAUCCCAUAUUCGGGGAAAGGGGUUCCUUUGAUGCAAACCGACUGAUUUCAAGGCAGGCAUAUCUCUCCCCUUAUUUCUAGUUAUGCACAGCGAUAAAGACGAUGAACCCAGCCUGUAAAACCAUGAUUAUCGAGGAAUCGCAGGUGCCUGCAAAUGGGUUAAGUUCUGCUUGGUUGGCUCAGCGCUUAAAACAAAUUGAGAAAGCCCGAGUGAACGGGAUUGGUGACACGAUUCCACCGCCUCGACUAGUUGUAUGCGGUGACCAACAUUCGGGGAAGAGUUCGGUUCUAGAACGUCUUACCGGAAUCCCAUUCCCCAUAGGAGAUAAUGGAUGUACUGGAUUUCCUAUCGAGAUUGCCCUUCGACACACCAGUGCCCCCCUCCCCCAGCAGAUCACUGCCAGUAUCCUUCCCCACAGCGGGCGACCUCCCGAGUUUCAACAUGCUCUCAGAAAAUACCACAGGCAGCUAUCUGACUUAUCCGAAUUGUCUAAUGUCGUCGAGGAAGUCUCGUCUCUAUUGAGCAUUUCUCUCCCUAUCACAUCCGGUUCCGACAACAUUGUUGCUGCCGAUGUACUACGGAUCGAAUUCAUGGCCUCUGCAGUUUUUGAUAUCACUAUUGUCGACCUUCCUGGCCUUAUAUAUAUCCCUGUUGAUGAAAAGGCUGGAGAUGGAGACCGUAUUAGAAGGGACCUGGUAGAAAGCUAUAUUUCAAACCCACAUACGAUCAUAUUGGCCAUCCUUCAAGCAACAAGUGAUAUCGCCGAUCAGAGAAUCCUACAGCUUGUACGCAAACAUGACCCUGAAUGCCAGCGGACUGCAGGCGUCCUCACGAAGGCCGACCUUGUUAACCCGGGAACUGAGCGCAGGGUCGUGGCUCUGGUAAAGAACCUGGAUAUAACCACGUCAAAUUUUGAACCUUUUCUCCUCAUCCCUUCAUCUGAGCCCGGCUACGAAACUGAUUUCUUCCGCCAAGAUGUCUGGAAAGACGAGCAUCUUAAUCGGAGUCGAAUAGGCGCGGACAAUUUGAAGACAUUCAUCCAAGAGCUUCUGGAAGAACAGAUUGAGCGUGAGCUACCAAAUAUCUGGGACGAGAUUAAAUACAAGCUGAGUGAGGUUGAAGAGGAACUCAGGCUACUCGGAAAUGAGCGGCAGACAGUUAGUCAAAUUCGGUCGUCCCUGUUAGACAUGAGCAUGCGUUUUCAUCAGCUCGCCCAAGCCGCCUACGAUGGUCAAUAUCAGGGAACUGCAACGGAUUUCUUUUCCGACUGUAACAAUAGACUUCGACUACAGGUUCACGUCGCCAAUGAGGAAUUCUCUGCAUAUAUGCGUGAUAACGGAGAAAAGAGAAAGGAAGUCAGAACCCCUGACGAGAGUCCAGGCGUUCGUUUAAUAGCAGAUGAGAUCUAUCCGGAACCGUUAUAUGUGACCACAGAUGAAAUGAUGGAAUGGAUAAAAACGAAAUACUCCGAAAGCCGUGGCCGUGAGCUCUCAGGAAACUAUAGUCAUGUCUCUUUUGCGGAAUUGUUUCAUGAGCAAUCGAGCCGCUGGCCAUCCAUUGCAAAGAACCUCACCCAGAGGGUAGAUCAGAUGGUGGCGACAUGGGUUAGCAAGGCAGUAGCCGAAGUUACUCGCGAGAACCAGCUGCGUCGCCAUAUUACUACACUCUGUCAGAGGGGCCUUGAAGAAACUAGAAAGCUCGCAUAUAAUGAGCUGGAGAAGCUGAUUGAUGAUGAAUCCGGGCAACCGAUUACGUACAACCACAUCUAUACCUAUAGGAUGCAUAAGUUCCGGGAUGAAUCAAGUAAGAAGAUUCUCAGACCCCUCAUAUCGGAUGCCGUUGAAAGUGGAUUGGAUGCUAGCAAAUUCCUAACACCAAGUAAAACCGAACUAAUUGAGAAAGCGAUGAACGGAAUCCAGGACAAGAUGUCGGUGGAUGUAGUUGAACAAGGUCACAAGGACACCAAGAUGGCCCUGGAUUCUUACUACGCGUUGGCAAUGAGGACAUUCGUCGACAAUGUCUGUCGUCAAGUGAUUGAACGUCAUUUUAUGAAGCGACUCCCAAGCAUCUUCUGCCCUCGGAUAGUUGCUGAACUAAGUGACGAAGACCUCCUACGGAUCGGCUGCGAAUCACGAAAGCAACAAAACAGACGGGCUCAACUUGAGUCAAAAGCACAGAGCCUCCGCGAGAGUCUUGCUGAUAGGUAGAUGUCUCUUGUACGAAUUUAAGGUCGUUGGCAUUGAUUUAAGUGACAGGAGCUGUCUUGUAGGACUCUUACUAGCUGACUUGUAACCUGCAGCAAUUCAUAAGCAAAAAAGGGGUCUAUAAUUUUAGUUUGUUCGCUGCUUUCCUAAUUCUGAUGAUUAUGUGUAUGAGAAAUUCGAGUAAGUAGCGUAUCUCAGGCCGCGUAAAAACAGUUUACAAUCACGAUACAUCAAGUUUCACUAAUAAAAUGAGAGCGCGUUAGAUCACAUACGUGAUAUAUAUUCCGAAACUAAGCGAGUGUGAUCAAGGCCAUGACAAAAUUUAAAUCGGAAUAGAAGCAUAUCCAAGCACUCAGCCAUUCCACCAUCGUUUUCUUCAACCAAGCUCCCCAGUUACUUCAGUUCUUCGGGAAAGUCCACAUCAUUCGGUGAUAUCCAUUUAUAGCUUGACACAGUUGAGGGCGCCAACAGCGACCGUGCCCUAUAAUUAGACAAGUUCGUUGUUAGAAAAAGUUUCCAUGAUUCUUCGCUGUUAUAAUUAGGUAGAGGGUUAUACGUACAGAGACUUGGGAGUCACAGCAG
Annulohypoxylon truncatum is the source of this 2930-nucleotide messenger RNA. Its product is annotated as putative dynamin GTPase. Gene Ontology annotation, molecular function: microtubule binding; GTP binding; GTPase activity. The record is from RefSeq and is a predicted model, not a curated record. Gene Ontology annotation, cellular component: membrane; microtubule; cytoplasm. The transcript has 4 exons. The coding region runs from base 246 to 2351 and encodes 701 amino acids. NCBI's taxonomy places the organism in Eukaryota, Fungi, Ascomycota, Sordariomycetes, Xylariales, Hypoxylaceae.